This is a messenger RNA of Argiope bruennichi, 1719 nucleotides long. RefSeq names its product N(4)-(Beta-N-acetylglucosaminyl)-L-asparaginase-like. Gene Ontology annotation, cellular component: lysosome. Gene Ontology annotation, molecular function: N4-(beta-N-acetylglucosaminyl)-L-asparaginase activity. NCBI's taxonomy places the organism in Eukaryota, Metazoa, Arthropoda, Arachnida, Araneae, Araneidae. The record is from RefSeq and is a predicted model, not a curated record. Gene Ontology annotation, biological process: protein deglycosylation. The transcript has 8 exons. The coding region runs from base 105 to 1136 and encodes 343 amino acids.
AGUUUUGAAAUAAGCCUGAUAACAUGUUUAGUUGAUAACUAGUGUUUUAUUUGAAUGUUUGUAAUAAAAAUAUCGCUUGGAAAAUUGUAUUAUUGGCAUUGUAUAUGAUGGCUUUUUUCAGGAUUUGUUUCAUUUCAACUUUAUUGGUUUGGCAUAUGGGUGACUCACUCAAUUUACCUUUAGUCAUUAAUACAUGGGCAUUUACAAAUGGUACUGCGAAAGCAUGGAAUGUAGUCUCUAAUGAAGGACGAUCUGCUCUGGAUGCAGUUGAAGCAGGUUGUACACAAUGUGAAAUUGAGCAGUGUGAUCAUACUGUAGGGUAUGGUGGAAGUCCUGAUGAAAAUGGAGAAACCACUCUUGAUGCAAUGAUUAUGGAUGGUAUAACACAUAAUGUUGGUGCUGUGGGUGAUCUUCGCAGAAUUAAAAGUGCAAUUUCAGUUGCUCGCAAAGUUUUGGAACAUACUGAGCAUACUUUACUGGUUGGUGAACAAGCUACUAAAUUUGCAAUAAGUAUGGGGUUUAAGGAAGAAAAUUUAUCCACAGAUUAUUCAUUAAGUCUUUGGAAACAGUGGAAAGAGAAUAACUGCCAACCUAAUUACUGGAUGAAUGUGGUGCCUGAUCCAAAGACUUCAUGUGGACCAUAUAAAGCCUUGCCUUCUCAGGAUAGACCUCAGACAAUUAAUACUUCUCCUAGUAAGUUUAGAACUGAUAAUCAUGAUACUAUUGGGAUGAUAGUUAUUGAUGGUAAUGGAAGAAUUGCUGGUGGAACAUCAACUAAUGGAGCUAGAUUUAAAAUUCCUGGGAGAGUUGGAGAUUCACCCAUUGCUGGAGCUGGGUGCUAUGUUGACCAAGAUGUUGGAGGAGCUGCUGCUACUGGGGAUGGAGAUGUCAUGAUGCGAUUUUUACCAAGCUAUAAUACUGUGGAAAACAUGAGGCAUGGCAUGAAUCCCUCUGAUGCUGCUAAAGAUUCUAUUAAACGCAUUAUUUCCAAAUAUCCAUCAUUCAGUGGUGCUGUAAUUGCUGCAAAAAUGAAUGGAGAGUAUGGAGCUGCAUGUCAUGGAAUGGCAACAUUUCCCUUCUCUGUUGCCAAUAGAAAAUUAGGAAAUGUCACUGUACUGUCUGUUCCUUGUCUAUAAGGAAGCAAAUAACGAAAGAAAUAGCAUGAAAUGUUAAUCAGAUCUUUAUUUUUGUAUUUUCACCUAAAAUGAUUUUAACAUCUGUGAUGAAAAUCCAUAGAAGUGAAUGUUAUUUAUUGAUUUUUAUAAGAAAAUUCUGGUUUAUUUUAUAAAAAAUAAAUAUUUUUCUAACAUUUUUAUUUAUACUUAUCUUACAAAUGUGAUAUAAAAUGUUACAUCAUGAGAUUGCAUAAAGUAUACUCUUUAUUAUCAGGCAGUUUAUCAGUCUGACCUUUCUUAUAGACCAACUUUUUAAAUAGGCUAAGUGCGUAAUGUUAAAGGAAAAAUGAGUCACUGCAUAUGGAUUUCAAUGAUAUUGCUCUGACAUAAACAUUAGGACUUUGAAUUAUAUUUUGUAAUAUUUAUGAUAUAUAAUUUUUUUUAUUGAAUUUGGUGUACUUUUGCAAUAUUUUGUGCAAUAAACAUUGUUUUUACCAUUAAAACGAAUUUCCAUUAAUUAAGACACUAGUACUCUUUUUGUCUAGAUAUCUGCUAGAUUACUGAAAUCUGUCAUAUUUUCCACAAUGAUCAUGAAUAAAAAAUU